AAAUAUUUGUAACUAACCUACAAAAUACAGAACAGGCAGGCCCUAUCCUAUAAUAUAAGUAGUUCCUAUAAUUUUUGUAUUGAAUUCGUUCGCUAAAAUGAUGUAUCCUUUAUCAAUAACACACAGUUUACUUCAACUAAGAAAUAUUUUAAAAAUUACCAGUGGAGGUUUGCAUACCGAUGCAGUUUGUUUUGCCGCUGUUAAAAAGACUACUUCAGCGGCCGGAGGUGUAAUGGGCUUGGGCAAGGGCAAAAAGAAAGUGGGCAAAUUGACCACAAUGGAGAAGAAGGUACUGCCAGUUGAGACCGAUGCACAGAAACUUGUGACCCAUGUGUGUGGCUCCAACAUUUACACCACAGGGGAGGAUGUUAAGAUAAAAGACGACAGUGAAUACCCGGAGUGGUUGUGGGAGCUCAGAACGGUCCCGGCGAAGCUGGAGGAGCUCGACCCCGGCUCCAAGCGCUACUGGCUGCGCGUGCGCGCGGCCGGCAUGCGCAGGAACAACAUGCUCAAGUCUAUGAGGAAGUUCUAGUGCUCUAGUGUUGAGGGUUACAGGGAACUUGCACAGGCAUGUAAUAGAGAAGUUGCCAUCUUCGGGUUUUGCCGUUUUGUAUAUUGAAUGUUUUAGGAAGUCGUCAUUUUAGAAUGUUGUCGUUCUCAAAGAGUAUUUGUUUGACAAAUAUUUUUGAAACUAGAAGGGUAAUAGAGCAGACAGUUUUUUAAACCAAAAAACAUUUUCAAAUCAAGUCUGUUUGUGUUUCCUUCAAAUAGAUUAAUUAUUUAUAAAUAACUGUAAUAUAAUUAGAAUAAAAAGUUAACAAUAUUU
Messenger RNA from Plodia interpunctella (Indianmeal moth), 826 nucleotides. RefSeq names its product mitochondrial ribosomal protein L54 (gene mRpL54). NCBI's taxonomy places the organism in Eukaryota, Metazoa, Arthropoda, Insecta, Lepidoptera, Pyralidae. The transcript is spliced from 3 exons. Gene Ontology annotation, molecular function: structural constituent of ribosome. The record is from RefSeq and is a predicted model, not a curated record. Gene Ontology annotation, cellular component: mitochondrial large ribosomal subunit. The coding region runs from base 98 to 532 and encodes 144 amino acids.